UUGCCAGCAGAAGGCACCUCGGGUAAAGUGCGAACAAACAACAAUACGGUAUUACCAUCGCAAUAGUUCGUUCUAUUGAUGUUUUUCUAAUGACAGACAGCGGGUGUUUUUCACACCUUUGCACAUUUGAAAAGAUUUGAUAGUGACAAUAAUGCUACUUUGCGUUAUGCACAUUCCUUUAUUAUUUUUUUAAAACAGUAACAUACAACAAAAUGUUUUGUAAAAUAUCGAAACAUUAAAAUCAUGAACAACGAUUAAUUGAUAAAUACAUCCUUUCCCGAUUUUCCGUUGCCGUUAUAACUCAAUCCAGUUAAAGUGCUGACUCACAUCGAGUUUUUGUGAGUAGCGUCCCUUUUGUAAAAAAGUAAACACUCGUGUUUGUUUUCAAUUUAUUUUUCAAUAAAUCAUUUUAAAGUAAACUUUCAAUAUAUUUCUGCGUGUGUUAACUUGCAUGAUUUAACCUAUGUCAGUUGUUCACUUCGGUGACGCAGUACAGAUACUUACUAUUACCGCGUUCUUCCCCGGUCCGAUAUUUUCGACCUGAAAUGGACUUGGAAAUAAACAGAUGAAAUUCUAAUAGCAUAGGAAGGACGCAGGCAAUUUUUAAGACGAUAAUUGGGGGUAAAAAAGUGCGUCCUAUGCAUGAUAUAAUACGGUACCGUUAUACAUGUACACAACCAGUCAGAUUUGUCCCAGAUUUACCGAUAUCGGGAUACUUGAUAAACAAUCGACACUUAGCAGCAUGGAACCAAAGAAAAUGUGCUGUUUGGGUCUUGUGAUUUUGGAACUGUCUACAAUAUAUUAUGUUGAAACUCUACAAAUUAGUCACAACUCUUCAAAGGUUGGAGUGUCUUCUGUUAUUCAGUGCACAAGUGACAAUGGUAAUGGCAUGGAUUGGAUUGUAGAUGGCACAACUGUUGGAAUAUGCUCUGGAUCCAUAGCUAACUCCUGUUUGCCUGCUUGUACCGAGUGCUCAUCAGUCAUUGGUAGUCCAGCAAAUACCUUUUCAUACACUAUUAAUACUGUUGGCUACGCAAACUGUAUAAAAUAUGGAUGUCGAGAAGGAAACACUGGAUUGCUUUCUGAAUUUACACUUGAAGUUACAGAAACUCUACAAAUUAGUCACAACUCUUCAAAGGUUGGAGUGUCUUCUGUUAUUCAGUGCACAAGUGACAAUGGUAAUGGCAUGGAUUGGAUUGUAGAUGGCACAACUGUUGGAAUAUGCUCUGGAUCCAUAGCUAACUCCUGUUUGCCUGCUUGUACCGAGUGCUCAUCAGUCAUUGGUAGUCCAGCAAAUACCUUUUCAUACACUAUUAAUACUGUUGGCUACGCAAACUGUAUAAAAUAUGGAUGUCGAGAAGGAAACACUGGAUUGCUUUCUGAAUUUACACUUGAAGUUACAGACUUUAGUGUAGAUAAUUCAACUGCUGUUUUGAACCCACAAGAACCUACUGCAAACACGGAUGGGAAUGUCAGUAUAACAACACCUUGCAUAUUUCCUACAAGUUCAGACUCUAUUACUAUCAACUGGUACAAGAUUUUUGUGAAUAAGGCAAACCAGGCAGAGUUGUUGGACACUAGUAACGCAGACAUCCAGUCUUACAAUGAUACAGAUACUACUGGAUGCAGCACUUGCAAUACUAAGCCAGCUGGUAAAAUGACUGUUGGGGUGACAUACAAACACCCUUCUUCAAAUGGAGAUGAAAUCAAACUGCAAGUGGAGAUAAUUCAUGCAGAUUUUACAGAUCAUCUUUACUACACCUUUGACCGGUCAUAUUACCUUCCUGGUAUACCUACCACCACAACCACCACCACAACCACAACAACCACACCUUCGACCACAACUACUGAAAUCUCUACCACAAGUACUACGCCUUCCACAACAACUACCACGCCUACCAGUACAAGUACUGAAUCCACCACCAAAACGACUCGUAUGCCUUCCACAGCAACUAAUGCACCUAUCAGUACAACUACUGAAACUAUCACACCAAGUGUUACAAAUACCCCCUCAAAUGAAAGAACAGUCAUAAUUGUGGUGGCCUCAACAGUUGGUGGUGUGGUGUUGGUAGGUCUGGUGGUCUUCUUAGGUCUGUUUCUGUACAGAGCUAAGGGACAUGGACAUGGAAAAGGCAAGCAUGGACACAAGAGAACCACAAGACAACAACGCUCUGGUGGUGCAUAUAUCUAUAGUGGACAAAACAAUAGCCAAAAUAUGGAAAAGCACCCCAGAACGGCCUUUUAUAUGGAUACCAGGCAUGGUUAUCAGCACUCUACAAAGAGAUAUCCAGAAAGGACCUACAGGUUGCCAAUCAAAAACAAGAAAUCCGAAGACUUGAAGGAGCUCAGAUGAGAAACACAAACAAGGUUAAAACAAACAACAGUGUUUAUCCUGAGAAUAUGGUUUAUUCUGGAAACAUGCAAAGCUUCUACCCCAACCAUUACCGAAGAAAUGAGGAAUGGCAAAGACCUGCAACAACUGGCAACAUACACCAAGGCCAUGUUAACCAUGCCCUUGAAUCUGGUUACACUUAUUACCAACCUCGAGAAUAUUCAGAUAACUGGAAUAUGUAUUGAUGAUAUUGAUAAUGACUGAGUUUGAGUUGACACUGACAAAGUCGAACUGUUUAUAAAUGCAGACAUUAGCCAUGAUGGUAUAAAAAAGCAACAGAUUUGAAAAUCUUUUUGAAGCCAUGUUCAAUAAUGUUCUAUUUAUAACUGAUUAAGUUGGGAAUAAUGUACAUAAAAUUAUAGUCUUCAUGUUCUGUUUGGAUCAUUUUAGAGAUUUAGAUUUUUUUCGAUGCUUUUUCUAAACUUGCUGUGCUCAAUUUUUUUUGUUCCUUGGAUUUUUAUUAAGAAAAUCAGGAGUGAAUGACACAUCACUGUAGGCUUGUUGCAUAUAAAAAAAAAAUUCGACGCUUUUUCUAAACUUGCGGUGCUCAAUUUUUUUUGUUCCUUGGAUUUUUAUGAAGAAAAUCAGGUGUGAAUGACACAUCACUGUAGGCUUGUUGCAUAUAUCAUUUGUAUAUUUUACUUGGAUGGAUAUUAGACACCUGCCAAUGCUUCCGACUCCUUUAUGUUUGGAUCAUAUCUCAUGGAAGGUGUGGCAGUUAGAUGAGGGAUGUAUUGUUUUUCUUACAAAAACUACAAAUAGUUGGUAUAUUCGUUGAAAUAUUAAGUUGACACUGAGUUUUAUGUGCAGUGAUAUUUUUGUCUGGUAUGGUUUAGAUAAUUUACACUGACUGCAAAAUGUUUGGUGAAUAUGGAUGUAAAGUACUAUUAUCAUAAUGAUUUUAUAACAGGAAACUUGUGGGAGCUCCAGUUAUAAAUGUCAUGUACUUGACAAUCAGGCAUGUAGCUGCCUAUCCUACGCAAUACGCAGCUAAAUCCACAUGAUUCUGACAAAAAUAUAUAGAAAAUCAUCCAAAGUUGCAGUAUGUGUACUGACUCCUUGAUCCUAAUACUGUCAUUUCUCCAGUACUAAAAUAAGCUCCUCAGGAGGCCCAGAAUGCACCAGAUUGCACCAUGGUUUUCAAUAAUCUACACUUCGGCCACAUCAAUAUUGUUUUGUUGGACACAUUUACCCGACCUAUAUUUCAAAGAUUUCAUUUUCUUUCAGAAGCCAUUGACUUGUUUCACUCUAAAAUCAACAAAUGACAAAAUAGGUCUUCUUGCAAAGCCGUGUUGCAUCUAACUGGAGGGCAUUUUAUUAAAUUUUACUAAGUUAUGAUUAUUCAGCAUUUUAAUCAUUCUAAUGAUGAUUUAUGAAGGAUUUUUUUUUCCUUUUUUAAAUGAAAUGGAAAUAUUGUUUGAUAAGUUUUAUUUAGCCAGCUACCUCCAUUUUUUUAGGGCAAAAUUCAUAUAGCAAAAACAUUAAUUGUUGUAGCCUUAUGGUCAUGAAAUUUUGAAUAUUAUGUUGUUCCUGAUUCUCUUUUACUUAUUUAAAAAAAUAAAAUAGGUGGUGCCCUAUAGUAGUCUGUCCAAUUUUCUUAUGUUUUUAGCCACAUUUUUUUUUCAAUUAUUAGCCACAUUUUUUUAUGACUUUAAAACCAUUGGGGAAUGUUUUUAUAGACUUCAACUUAAAUACAUUUGAUCACAGUAACUAUACAAUCUUUUUGUGUCAGGUUAUUAAACUCAGACUGUUCAACCUUUUUAGAUUAUUCAUCAGAACAAGGAAUUUAUGUAAAUAGAAACAUCAGUAUAUGAUAAGCAAUGUGAAUGAUUAUGUGUGUGUAGUACUUUAUAAGUGCCAUAACUCUGUGACCCAUUUAUACCAUAUUGUUUCCCUUCAUUAGAACAACUACUGAAACUAUCACACCAAGUGUUACAAAUACCCCCUCAAAUGAAAGAACAGUCAUAAUUGUGGUGGCCUCAACAGUUGGUGGUGUGGUGUUGGUAGGUCUGGUGGUCUUCUUAGGUCUGUUUCUGUACAGAGCUAAGGGACAUGGACAUGGAAAAGGCAAGCAUGGACACAAGAGAACCACAAGACAACAACGCUCUGGUGGUGCAUAUAUCUAUAGUGGACAAAACAAUAGCCAAAAUAUGGAAAAGCACCCCAGAACGGCCUUUUAUAUGGAUACCAGGCAUGGUUAUCAGCACUCUACAAAGAGAUAUCCAGAAAGGACCUACAGGUUGCCAAUCAAAAACAAGAAAUCCGAAGACUUGAAGGAGCUCAGAUGAGAAACACAAACAAGGUUAAAACAAACAACAGUGUUUAUCCUGAGAAUAUGGUUUAUUCUGGAAACAUGCAAAGCUUCUACCCCAACCAUUACCGAAGAAAUGAGGAAUGGCAAAGACCUGCAACAACUGGCAACAUACACCAAGGCCAUGUUAACCAUGCCCUUGAAUCUGGUUACACUUAUUACCAACCUCGAGAAUAUUCAGAUAACUGGAAUAUGUAUUGAUGAUAUUGAUAAUGACUGAGUUUGAGUUGACACUGACAAAGUCGAACUGUUUAUAAAUGCAGACAUUAGCCAUGAUGGUAUAAAAAAGCAACAGAUUUGAAAAUCUUUUUGAAGCCAUGUUCAAUAAUGUUCUAUUUAUAACUGAUUAAGUUGGGAAUAAUGUACAUAAAAUUAUAGUCUUCAUGUUCUGUUUGGAUCAUUUUAGAGAUUUAGAUUUUUUUCGAUGCUUUUUCUAAACUUGCUGUGCUCAAUUUUUUUUGUUCCUUGGAUUUUUAUUAAGAAAAUCAGGAGUGAAUGACACAUCACUGUAGGCUUGUUGCAUAUAAAAAAAAAAUUCGACGCUUUUUCUAAACUUGCGGUGCUCAAUUUUUUUUGUUCCUUGGAUUUUUAUGAAGAAAAUCAGGUGUGAAUGACACAUCACUGUAGGCUUGUUGCAUAUAUCAUUUGUAUAUUUACUGACUCCUUGAUCCUAAUACUGUCAUUUCUCCAGUACUAAAAUAAGCUCCUCAGGAGGCCCAGAAUGCACCAGAUUGCACCAUGGUUUUCAAUAAUCUACACUUCGGCCACAUCAAUAUUGUUUUGUUGGACACAUUUACCCGACCUAUAUUUCAAAGAUUUCAUUUUCUUUCAGAAGCCAUUGACUUGUUUCACUCUAAAAUCAACAAAUGACAAAAUAGGUCUUCUUGCAAAGCCGUGUUGCAUCUAACUGGAGGGCAUUUUAUUAAAUUUUACUAAGUUAAGCACAUUAUAUUGAAGAAAUAGUUGAUGUUAAUUGAAUUCUUUAGAAAUGUUCACAUAUUUUUGACUUGUAUACAUUUCAAGAACCAUAACUCUGUGGCCAGAUUGUCCUCCAUGACAUUUUUUUUCAAAUUGAAUGUAAAUUGAUAAAUUGGUUAAUAGUAAUAUGGACUUGAGCACAUUUUCAAAAACCAUACUUGUGUGUGGCAAACUUGAUUCACAGUGCAAGAGGACUCUAAUUCUUUAAACCAUACAUAAACAUGCAUGUAAACAUUCAUUUGUGUUGAUGAUCAUCUCCAAUCUAUAUUUUUUUUGGUAACUUUGAUCUUUGUUUAGAAUAAAAUACAAGUUAAGAUAUCUCGGAAAAAAUGUUUAUGAUCUAUGAACAUCAUUUUUACAACCUGGCCCAUAUUUGCAAAAUUGCCCCAUUGAACUUUUAACAUGCCUUGAAAAUGUUCCCCCUCUCAAAUAUGCUAUUAUUCAAGGCCUUUAAUUAACACAUUCCAUGUUGGUUUUAGAAGUUUUUUCGGGGUGUUAAAUUUUUCUCAUGGAAACAUCUACUGUUUCAAGGACUUAUGUUAUGUACUGUAACAAUUAUUUAAGCAUGCAAUAAAAAUAAUAUGAGGGUACUAUUGAUAUAAAUGUAUAUGUUUUGUCAUAGUUUUGAUUAGUUUUGACUCUUCUACACAGACAACUGAUUUGUAGUCUUGUUUUCUUGUCCUUUUUUUUAUAAUCACAUAAUUUGGUUGGAAAUAAGGUAUCAGGAAAACAGGUUGGCAGCUAUUCAAUCAAAUGACUUAUGCAGUUUUAAUCAUUUUUUUUUUCAAACUUAAGAGUAAUGUUUUAUAUAUAAGUUUAUAUGUCAGCUGUAUUUGGUGAGUUAUAUAACCAACCAAACAAGAGUUUUGGCCUUUGAUAUUAACCAAAUUGAAUUUGUCCAAUGAUUAAAUUUUGAAUAAGCAACAUUUAGCUUUUAAAGUAAGUGUUCAUCAAACUUGAAAACAAUUUUCAUGGGCAAAAUCACAACAGACUAUUUAAAUUAGGUUUGAUAACCUAUAUGCACUUUAGUGCAACUUUUGUUUGUCCAUAGAAGAAACUUAGGAGCUAGUAUUUUGUUGCUGGCCUUCCUAUAUAAGGUUGUUUUAGAUACAUGUGCCAUAUUAUUGUUAUAUUAUAUACAGUAUUAUAGUUGUAAAAAUCUAAUUCAAUGUAGUGCUUUUAAUUAACCAAAUAUUUUAAUCUACAUAAAUGUUCAUGUUUAAAACCAUAAUUGAAUAUACGAAUAGUAAGUUCUCCUUUUUUGGUAUUGGCCAUAAUUAUGUAAUAAAUGUGUAUAAUUAUAAUAUAAAAUAUUGUAAGUGUUAUAUAUUAUUUGUGUAUAUUUAGCAUGUCUGUCAAUGUUAAGAUUUUUUUGUUGAGGUUACUAACUAACCAAACAUUUGUGUAGGCCUGUCCUCCUUAUGUUGUGGCAAAUUUAUAAUUUGGCCAUUUAAAGAGAUUAUUAUAAUUUGUCUGAUUCUUGGACUUGAACAUAAUGCUUUACUAAGGCCAGAAAAAAAUAGAUUUAUUUUUCAAAUGCAAGUGUUUGCAAUUCUAUUUUCGAGGAUAUUGAUAGAAAUGUAUGUUGAAAACAAUAAUUGCUGUAGUAUUUGAAUAUCUUACUGUGAAUGAAUGCCUUAGGGCUGAAUUCAGAACAAUCACUCUCACUCACACUAAAUGAGUUAAUCCUCGGCAAUCACAUACGGUUGAGAUAUUUUCGAUUGAAAGGUAUAUCCGUAUUCACAGUUGGAGUGAGACUCAAGUCUUUUGUGUGAGUGGGACAUUAGUGAGUGCUCGGCUAGGCCACUUGAACCAACCUUGAGGAUUGGUUGUGAAUACGAAUUGAACGAGAGUGAGUGAUAAAUGUACAUGACAAGUGAAUAUAUCAGAUAUGUGGAACAAUUAAGUGACAUCCUCAGUCCUAGACAAUAUUAAAGACCGGGAUAAUCUAUUGGAGUGCAUGUACUUCAAUAACGUGGUCUUUCAAAUUUUCACAAGAAUGCGCCAAUCACAUAUGUAUUUUCUUUCAUGCUGAUCUUGAACACCCAGUAAACGUGAUGGUUGCAAUUCAUCGAUGGCUGCAAGAAUAGGCAGCUUAAUGUACUUGAAGUUAGCGGCCUAGUGAAGUGAAGUUAGCAGCAUAGCGGCCUUGCGGUGUGAAUUUAGCGACCUAGCGGUCUUGUGGCCUAACGGCUGUGGGAGUUGGCGUCCUAGCAGCCUAAGUUUGUUCACUAUUUCAAAGUUAUUGUUCAUGCUUUUGAUUGGAAAACAAUUAUAAAUCAAAUGAAUGUUUCUUAUUCAUACAUUAACAUAGCGGCCUUAAAUUGUUUUCUACUUUUCAAAGCAUUUUUUCAGGAUAUUUCUUCUAAAGCAAUGCUCAAAUAAUUGUUUGUAUGCAAUAUUUAUCACUCUGGAGCGAUUAACUUUUUUUUUUCAAAAUUCGAUCAAGCAGUCCAGCGGCUUAGCAACGUUAAGUUAGCGGCCUGGCGGCCUAAAAUUCCCAAAAUAAAAAUCCAGCAGCCUGGGGGAGGGAUGCUGAUAUUCGCUAAAGGAUGUUGAAUUGAAAAUUAAAACAUUUAUCAUUGUUGUAGAAAAGUAUGCACAUAAAAUGCUUUGAAAUAGGAAACAAGAUCAUGCCGCUUGACAGCUCCCGUGCCAAAAAAAA
This is a messenger RNA of Mya arenaria, 8346 nucleotides long. Its product is annotated as mucin-5AC-like. The transcript has 7 exons. The record is from RefSeq and is a predicted model, not a curated record. The coding region runs from base 668 to 2353 and encodes 561 amino acids. Lineage: Eukaryota; Metazoa; Mollusca; Bivalvia; Myida; Myidae.